Molecule: messenger RNA, 972 nt
Organism: Mucor mucedo
Lineage: Eukaryota; Fungi; Mucoromycota; Mucoromycetes; Mucorales; Mucoraceae
Exons: 1
Coding region: 122-928 (268 amino acids)
Molecular function (GO): GTP binding
Source: RefSeq, a predicted model, not a curated record
CCCAAAUGUAUUUUAGGCAGAAGUGAUCUUUUCUCAUGUAAAGAGCUAUAUUGAACAACAAUUCGAAAAGACCAAUAGUAUCUUUAGUUCAAACUACGGGAAUGAUGACAACUUGACAUAUAUGACUUUUCAAGCCAGUGAUAUUCUAACGCAUGUGGAUGUGUGUCUCUAUCUGAUCAUGGGUAGACUCAAGCAAGUGGACAUUGAAUACAUGCGAUCAAUACAUCACUUGGUUAAUAUUAUACCCGUGAUUAUCCAACCUGAUUUAUCAUUAAGACCUGAAUGGAGAAUAGAGCAGAAACUAGCCAUACUACAAACAUUGAGUGAUCACCAUGUUAAAAUCGCCUUACUUGGAUAUGAAGAUUACGAACAUUUAAUAGAUUCAUGUAAGCAACCAUCUAAACACCCACAUUGCCCGCCAUUCAUGUUAGAUUGGUCCACAACCAAACAUAAACGGACAUUUCAUGGAUUAUUACCAUUAAAGCAGAGUUUAUUUCAGUAUCAAAACCGACCAUUAAAAUAUAUCACCACACAAAAAUUCAUUCAUUGGAGAAGCACUAGAAAUAUAUCAGCAUCAGCAUCAUCAUCAUUGUCACUCGUGUCUCCAAAUUCAUCACAGGAACAUUUGAAAAAUAUUCGAAUUUCUCAAUAUGUUACGGAAAGACGUCAUAGCUUAAAGACGGAAAUGUUGAAUCAAGAACAAAAACUGAUACAAGAGUUUGAGAUAUCAAGCAAGCAGAGAAGAACUGCCUUGAUUCUAAAAGAAUUGCAUUUGCUUGUGAAUCAAGAACUUGUGCAUCCACCCAUGACUCAUUCCCCGUAUUGGAUUUUUCUAUCUAUUUUAUUAUCAAUAUUUAUUUGCUAUCAAAAUAGGAAUUUGAUAAUCCAUGUGUUUCUGUCCAAUGAUAUCCUAAUAAAAUGGCGAUAAAGAACUAAAAGCAGUCGUCUUUUAAUUACUGCAUAAAAACCUUA